Molecule: messenger RNA, 2159 nt
Organism: Syzygium oleosum
Lineage: Eukaryota; Viridiplantae; Streptophyta; Magnoliopsida; Myrtales; Myrtaceae
Product: disease resistance protein RPV1-like
Exons: 3
Coding region: 1-1608 (535 amino acids)
Source: RefSeq, a predicted model, not a curated record
AUGGGGUUUUGUUUUUGUUUAACGCCAAAGCGGCUACAAGUUCUCGACCUUAGCUCUUGCUUUGAUAUGAGACGUACUCCUGAUCUCUCAGCUUUCACGCAGUUGAAGAUCCUCACCUUGAGUGGUUGUUUCGGACUGGAGCAUCUCCACCCUUCUGUUGGCAAACUCAAGAGCCUCGUUUCCUUAGACUUGAGUGAAUGUCGAAGUCUCAAGGAGCUACCGGAGGAAGUGGGCGAAUUAAAAGAUUUAGAAGUACUUGUAUUAGAUGAAUCUAGUAUUACAGAGAUCCCUACGUCUAUUGGUUCUCUGAGGAAGCUGAAGAAUCUGAGUGUCAAAGGUUGUAGGUCACUGAGAGAAAUCCCUCGCUCAAUUGGGGAUUUACCGGAUUUGGACCAUCUGGACUUGAGUUACUGUAGAAGUCUCAAGGAGCUACCAGAGGAAGUGGGCAAAUUAAAAGAUUUAGAAGAACUUCUAUUAAAUGAAUCUGGUUUUAUAGAGAUCCCUACGUCUAUUGGCUCUCUGAGGAAGCUGAAGAAACUGAGUGCCAUCGCUUGUAAGUCACUAAGAAAAAUCCCUAGCUCAAUUGGGGAUUUACAUAAUUUGCAACAUCUGGACUUGAUUGGCUGUAUGAGUCUCAAGGAGCUACCAAAGGAAGUGGGCGAAUUAAAAGAUUUAGAAGUACUUGUAUUAGAUGAAUCUGGUAUUACAGAGAUCCCUACGUCUAUUGGUUCUCUGAGCAAGCUGAAGACACUGAACGCCUACAAGUGUGAGUCACUGAGAGAAAUCCCUAGCUCAAUUGGGGAUUUAAAGAAUUUGCAAUUUUUGGACAUCAGUUAUUCUCGGCUUGAAAAGCUUCCCAAUGCUAUUGGGGAUCUGUCUUCUCUCCAGCGCCUUGAGCUGCGUCACUGUGACAAGCUUCGGUCGCUGCCACGGCUUUCUGGCCUAAUCCACCUAGAAAAACUCCGUCUUUGGGGAUGCCAUCUACUUGAAGACAUCCCCGAACUUCCCUCGAGACUCUUGAAACUCUAUAUUGUGGAGUGUCGUAAGCUGAUAUUGCUUAAGCUCGACGGAUUGAAGAACUUGGAAAUGUUUUCAAUAAAAAGGUGCAGUUCAAUUGAAAGACUGGACCUUUCACAGUUAAUUUGUCUGAAACGAUUAUGUGCUGAGGAUUGCGAUAACCUAGUUGAAAUUCAGGGCCUUGAAAAUUUGGAGCUCUUGGAGGGCAUAUCUAUAGAUGAUUGCAAUUCCAUUGAAAGGCUUCUCUGUCCAGAAUCAACGUGUUUGAAGAAAUUAGUGGCUGCCUGGUGCAACAAUCUAGUCGAAAUUCGAGGUCUUGAUGGUGCGAAGUUCUUAGAAGCGUUGAAUGUUAUAGGAUGCGGAUCAAUGGAGACUUUGCCAGAUUUGAAUGGAUGUGAGAGGUUACAAUAUCUAGUAGUUCAAGAUUGCGAGAAACUUACUCAGCUUCGGGGACUUGAAAAGUUGGAUUUAAUUGAUUUGGAUAUCUCUGGUUGUGACUCAUUGGAAGCAAUACCGAAAUUAUCCGGAACAUGCGUCUUUAGAAAUUAUGAACGAGAGCUAUCUUACGACUCAUGGAGUGAUGAUUCCUGAACAGAGAGUGAUUGAUGUUUCCUCAACAGAGGGUUUUGUACUUUCCUAAAUUGCUAGUCUUACAUAAUUGAAGGAGUGGGGGAGUUGGUCAUAGAUGCUGACAUGAUGCUUCAGCCAAGAUCAAAAUGUAGACCCAAAUGUCAAUUGAAGGCAUUGGUCUUCUAGUAAGAUUCUUCGUCCUUGAAUGGCUAGCUUGAGCGAAUAGAGUAAUACUUUUCUCGAAGCUCUAUUUUUUAAGAAUGAUUUUCUCCACACCGAGUAUCUAUUUAAUUGAUUUUGGAAACUCUGAUUUGCCUACAUUACUGCUGUUGGUUACGUUAUAGUAAUGUUUUUCAUUUAUCCUUCCAUUGGCAGCUUUUGUAGACUGCAAACAGAUUAGCGGCUAGUGAGGCAAGGAUGAAAAUAUUAAAGAUAGGUAAACAAGAAUUCCCUAGUGAUUUACAGUUUCCCUCUCGAUAAACCCGGGAUUUGAAUCUUUCAUCUAGAGGCCGAUGAUCUUCUACUAAAUAUUAUAAACUGCUCCCAAAGUCCAUUUUUCCCUAUGUCCAAAA